AUGACGGAGACAAAUGAGAAAAACUUUUAUUUUGUAUGCAAAAAUUUAUUUGCUGGAGGUGUAGCUGGUAUGUGCUCAAAGACAACUGUAGCACCAUUAGAUCGUGUUAAAAUAUUACUACAAGCUCAUAAUUCACAUUACGCAACAUAUGGCGCAAUUUCUGGUUUACGAAGAAUUAUAAAACAUGAAUCAGUGCUAGCUUUAUAUAAAGGAAAUGGUGCGCAAAUGGUUCGAAUAUUUCCAUAUGCGGCUACACAAUUUACGGCUUUUGAAAUUUAUAAAAAAUAUUUUGGUAGAGUAAUGAAAACAACAUCACAUUUAGAUAAAUUUGUAGCUGGUUCAAUGGCGGGUGUUACAGCGGUUACGUUAACGUAUCCGCUGGAUACAAUCCGUGCACGGUUAGCGUUUCAAAUAACCGGUGAAGACAUUUAUUCAGGAAUUAUACAUACGGCUGUGUCUAUUUUUAAAGAUGAAGGUGGAAUACGAGCACUGUAUCGUGGAUUUUUACCCACAUUAAUGGGUAUGGUCCCGUAUGCAGGAUUUUCAUUUUAUUGUUUUGAAAUGUUUAAGUACACAUGUAUGACGUAUGCUCCAAAAUGGACGGCCAAGCCAUGUCCUAGAAAUACAGGUGGACUAGUUUUGACAGUCCCUGCAAAAUUAUUGUGUGGGGGAUUUGCUGGAGCUGUUGCACAAAGUAUAGCCUAUCCGUUAGAUGUUACACGAAGGCGAAUGCAAUUAGCACUGAUGAUUCCAAGUACAAGAAAAUUUGGCGCACUGAGCAUGUCAAAAACAUUAGUUCUUAUUUACAAAGAGAAUGGUAUUGUACGUGGAUUGUAUCGAGGUAUGUCAAUCAACUAUAUGCGUGCAAUUCCAAUGGUGGCUGUAUCAUUUGCUACGUACGAGAUGAUGAAACAAAUAUUAAAAAUGGAUACUGGAUUAUCCGUUUAAUUACAAUAAACGCAAAAAAUGACAAUUUUAAGAGAAAAAUAUAAUUAAUAUAUAAUAUAAGGAU
Messenger RNA from Chrysoperla carnea, 1012 nucleotides. Its product is annotated as graves disease carrier protein homolog. The transcript has 7 exons. NCBI's taxonomy places the organism in Eukaryota, Metazoa, Arthropoda, Insecta, Neuroptera, Chrysopidae. Gene Ontology annotation, biological process: transmembrane transport. Gene Ontology annotation, cellular component: mitochondrial inner membrane. Bases 1 to 948 code for a protein of 315 amino acids. The record is from RefSeq and is a predicted model, not a curated record.